Messenger RNA from Theileria parva strain Muguga, 423 nucleotides. RefSeq names its product Transcription elongation factor SPT4 domain protein (gene spt4). Bases 1 to 423 code for a protein of 140 amino acids. The record is from RefSeq and is a predicted model, not a curated record. NCBI's taxonomy places the organism in Eukaryota, Apicomplexa, Aconoidasida, Piroplasmida, Theileriidae. Gene Ontology annotation, molecular function: zinc ion binding; RNA polymerase II complex binding. Gene Ontology annotation, cellular component: nucleus; DSIF complex. The transcript has 5 exons. Gene Ontology annotation, biological process: regulation of transcription elongation by RNA polymerase II; mRNA processing; chromatin organization.
AUGAAUAAUCCAGUGAGUAUAUUUGAUGAUGAGGAGGGGCUCGAUGACGAACGUGCCAAAAAUAAUAAAUAUGACUUUAUUCCACAGGGCGUGAUUAGGAAACGUGGUAAUUCCGAGGGUGAAAAGCCCAAUCCUAAACUCAGGGCUUGCAUUUCUUGCAGAUUAAUCAUGUCAGAAGAUCAGGUAUCCGUUACGUUUUAUGAGAAUGGCUGUGGCAAUUGUUCGUUUUUGCAGAUGGACGGUGAUCACAGGCGUACUCUCGACUGUACCAGUGCGAACUUUAACGGCUUCAUUUCUAUCAUGGACCCGCAAAAAUCGUGGUCUGCAAGAUAUAAUAAUUUAAGUGAUUUGAUUCCUGGAUGUUAUGCGAUAUCAGUGAAUGGGACACUCCCAGAAUCAAUCAAAGAUGAACUUCUAGAAUGA